Miscanthus lutarioriparius is the source of this 1044-nucleotide messenger RNA. The record is from the annotation of a GenBank genome assembly. NCBI's taxonomy places the organism in Eukaryota, Viridiplantae, Streptophyta, Magnoliopsida, Poales, Poaceae.
AUGAGAUGUUGUCUCAGGUUCGGUUCAAUAACAAAGCUACCAGACAAUGUUGGUGAGCUACAACAUCUACAGACACUGGAUGUGCGAGGCACCAUUAUCAAAGAACUACCACGAACUAUCUCAAAACUUCAACAGCUGGCACGUUUAUAUGUUGAUUGGGAUGCUAGGUUUCCAGACGGAAUUAUUGGGAAGAUGCUUAGCUUGGAAGAGCUGAGGCAGUAUGGAGUUGUAUCCUAUGAGCAAGGGCAGUCCCUACAACAAUUCAGCAAACUCACCAAGCUGAGGACACUAAAAAUUAAAUGGAGUUUUGAGUUACCAGAUGGCUCAGAAGGAAGAAGCCAAGCCGAGCGCAUUCACAGUUAUUCCUGUAGCAUCCGCAAGCUCUGCUUUAGAAGACAUCUCAUCUAUAGGGUGCCAAAUUGGAUGGGCUCACUUGGAAAUCUCAGUGUGCUAGAACUGACGAUCAUCUGUGUGAGACCAGAAGAUGUUGAGAUCCUUGGAGAAAUACCCAGUUUGCUUUUUCUCAACCUAGUAACUGCCGGAGGCACUAGCGGAAGGAUCGUCUUCCCUGGAAACAACAGAUUCAGAAGUCUGAAAUAUUUCUCCCUGUGUAUCAGUUUGUGUGGGACCUCUCUAGAGUUUGGAGCGGGUUCAAUGUCAAAGCUUGAGCACGUGAAGCUUGAGUUUCGUGCACAUGAGAUGGAGUGUUUGAAUGGUGCUUCUAGUUUGGGCAUCCAGCACCUCUCAUCUCUCAACAAGGUUGAGAUCGAAAUUCGUAGCAACAGGCGUGUGUAUGAUGGAAUCUACAAUCCAGCAGACGAUGAUCAUGAUGACACUGUCCGAUGUAUUUCAAGAGCCAUUACUGCUGCCAUCGAGACACUUCCCAACCGUCCCACUCUCAGGUUCGAAACAGGACAUGCCAACUGCAAACAUUUCGAGUCCGAUGAGACAGAUAAAAAUGAAGAAGAGGAGCAGACUGACAAGGAGGAAGAGACCGGUGAAAACGAAGUGGCACAACAAGAGGAGAGUGGUGGCAACAAUUAG